This is a messenger RNA of Clarias gariepinus (North African catfish), 1933 nucleotides long. RefSeq names its product tachykinin receptor 3a (gene tacr3a). Gene Ontology annotation, biological process: positive regulation of flagellated sperm motility; G protein-coupled receptor signaling pathway. The coding region runs from base 129 to 1322 and encodes 397 amino acids. NCBI's taxonomy places the organism in Eukaryota, Metazoa, Chordata, Actinopteri, Siluriformes, Clariidae. Gene Ontology annotation, molecular function: tachykinin receptor activity. The record is from RefSeq and is a predicted model, not a curated record. The transcript is spliced from 5 exons. Gene Ontology annotation, cellular component: sperm midpiece; plasma membrane.
GCCUCUAGCGCGCGCACCCUCGCGCGCCCUCCCCUCCAGACACCACCAGCGCGUGCCUCCACUUGCGCGUGCCAUAAAACUUUUCCAUAUAAAAGCGUGUCGUCACUCUCCGCUCUCUGAGUGUUAGGAUGCUCUCCUCUCAGAACGGCUCGAACCUGACCAGCGGGAACUGGACCAAUCAGUUCGCGCAGCCGCCGUGGCGCGUGGCGCUCUGGUCGGUGGCGUACAGCAGCAUCCUGGCGGUGGCCGUGUUCGGGAACCUGGUGGUCAUGUGGAUCAUCGUGGCGCACCGCAGGAUGCGCACCGUCACCAACUACUUCCUGCUGAACCUCGCCUUCUCCGACGCCUCCAUGGCCGCCUUCAACACGCUCAUCAACUUCAUCUACGCCGCGCACGGGGACUGGUACUUCGGAGAGGCCUACUGCAAGUUCCACAACUUUUUCCCGGUCACCUCGGUGUUCGCCAGCAUCUACUCCAUGACCGCCAUCGCCGUGGACAGGUACAUGGCCAUAAUCCACCCACUGAAGCCUCAUCUCUCAGCUACGGCCACUAAAGUGGUGAUUGUGUGUAUCUGGGUGUUGGCAGUAGUGCUGGCGUUCCCACUCUGCUUCUUCUCCACCGUCUGGAAAUUACCCAAGAGGACUUUGUGCUACGUGGCGUGGCCUCAACCCGAGGAUGACCCCUUUAUGUACCACAUCAUCGUGAUGUUGCUGGUAUACAUGCUGCCUCUAGUGGUGAUGGGAAUCACAUACACCAUCAUUGGCGUGACGCUUUGGGGAGGUGCGAUUCCUGGAGACUCGUCAGACAAUUAUAACGGACAACUGCGCGCCAAAAGGAAGGUGGUGAAGAUGAUGAUCAUUGUAGUCAUAACCUUCGCCAUCUGCUGGCUGCCGUAUCACGUCUAUUUCCUGAUCACGGGCCUGAACAAGGCGCUGGUUAAGAAGAAGUCCAUCCAACAGGUCUACCUGUCAGUCAUGUGGCUGGCCAUGAGCUCCACCAUGUACAACCCCAUCAUCUACUGUUGCCUUAACAGCAGGUUCCGAGCGGGUUUUAAGCGAGCGUUGCGCUGGUGUCCGUUUGUUCGCUUGUCCAGUUACGAUGAUCUGGAGCUGAGGGCUACGCGCAUGCAGGCGACACGCCAGAGUAGCAUGUGCAUGCUGUCACGUGUCGAUACCACCAUGAUGGUCAUGAGCGAUUCCACGGAGGGCCCGACCAAACGCAGGAGCCUCAUCAGCCACCACCCCCACCACAACGGCUGCUCGCACCCCGCCAAGAGAAGCACGAUGUACACGCCAAGCAACCCUCACGACGACUUCUGCUGACGAAUGUCCAUCCGUAAGAAUCCGUAACAAGCAUUCGAUCAGAUCCAUCAUUCGGUCUUAUUGCCAUCGAGCUUUAACAUCAAGACUGUUAAACCGAGGUAAAUGAACUAUUAGUAUUCGCAUUAGCGUGAGAUUAACCAGCAUUAUAAUUGGUGUGGUUUGCUAGUUGGGUUGGGCAAUUAUUCCAAAAACAAGGGAAACAAAAAUCCCUGCUUUUAUAGUUGAGCAUGUUUACAUUACAAACCUUGUCAGGUUUUAUCAUAAAGCAUAAUAAUUCAUUGAUUAAAUUAGUUAAUUACCAAAAAUAAAUUAUUCCUAAUUUGGAUAAAAUAUGUAAGGAAUCAUGAAUAUAGAUUUAAGGUCAAUUUAAUUUAUACACGUUUAUACAGUAUGGUCUGUACGUCUUUGAUUACGUGGAUGACAUGGAGGGUUUAUGUAUUGUAAUCAGACCACAUGUAAUCAUUUCAUCUUUAUAUUUACUCGUCCUUCUGUCUCCUUCGUGAUUUCUAGUGUUUUUGUUAUUGUCCAAGAAAAAAAAUAUGAGACUUGUAAAAAUUCUCUCCAGGCUUGUUAUCUCGGUCCAGUGUUUUCCAGCCCAGCAGCUGAUUGCU